AUGAACACCUUCGUCAUCACCUGCCUCCUCUGCUUAGUACUUUUGAGUGUUCUGGGCACCCAAGAAUCCGAGGCGUCGUCCUCGGGUGAGCUCGGCAGCGUGACGUUAGGAUCGGCCUCGGGGGAGGGCCUCCAAGUCGUGCGGGGCAAUGUCGAAUACGACGACGUGGACGUCGAAGCGCUCGCAAGUGAAUUUCUGCGCGAUGACAGGAAAAAGAGAAAAGGCAAAGGCAAGAAGAAGAACAAGCAGAAGAUCAAGAGCACCACCGCGUUCAACCCCGAGCACACUUUGUCCACUCAAGGCCAGACGUCCACCUUGUGGACCACUGAAGACCCCUGCACCUCUACCCACUUGGAGUACUGCAUCCAUGGCUUCUGCCAGCGUAUGGAAGGUCUGCAGGAACCCGUUUGCAUCUGCAACAAGGGCUACGACGGCGAGCGCUGCGAGACCCAAGCGUUGGGGACCAAAUCAGAGCGGGCCGGCGACACCAAUUGGGUCCAGAUGGGCUUGGUCAUCACCGCCAUGGUUCUGUCCAUUGUCAGCUGCGCCGCAGUCAUGCUUAUGGCUUGCGCUCAUUACAGAUCGCAAAAGAACUUUCUGGCAUCCUACUUGGGAAGUUGGUCGGAGCAGCAGAAGCUCCAGAAACCGUCCGGCAAUGUCGUGGUGUGA
Messenger RNA from Nerophis lumbriciformis (worm pipefish), 669 nucleotides. The record is from RefSeq and is a predicted model, not a curated record. Lineage: Eukaryota; Metazoa; Chordata; Actinopteri; Syngnathiformes; Syngnathidae.